AUGUAUAGCCUCCUCGGCCCCGCUCUGUUUGCGUCUCUUGUUGCGGCCCAUGGUCACAUCACCAACAUCGUUAUUAACGGUGUCUCGUUUAAUGGAUGGGACAUAAACAGCUAUCCUUAUACAGAAUCUCCUCCAGUCGUGGUGGCUUGGGGUACCCCAAAUACUGGUAAUGGCUUCAUUGCUCCGGACGCGUACACGACCUCAGAUAUUAUUUGCCAUCUCAAUGCUACUAAUGCCAAAGGGCACGCAGUGGUCGCUGCCGGUGACCGAGUCUUUCUUCAAUGGACUGACUGGCCAGAAUCGCAUCAUGGGCCAGUCAUUGAUUACCUCGCUAAUUGUGGCUCGACUGGCUGUGGAACUGUGGACAAAACCACUCUCAAGUUCUUCAAGAUUGACGGUGUUGGACUAGUUGACGACAAAACUGUCCCCGGCACUUGGGGCGAUGAUCAACUCGUAGCCCAGGGUUCAGGAUGGAUGGUCGAGAUUCCUCCCGAUAUCGCACCUGGGCAUUAUGUCUUGAGACAUGAACUGAUCGCACUCCACAGUGCAGGCACUGAGGGUGGGGCCCAGAAUUACCCCCAAUGCUUCAACCUGCAAAUCACCGGCUCCGGAUCAAAGCAACCAGCAGGUGUCUUGGGUACUGAUCUGUACCAUCCAACGGACCCCGGCCUUCUUGUGAACAUCUACACAUCUCUGUCAACUUAUGUUGUCCCGGGACCAACUCUUUACAGUGGUGCUGUCUCAAUCACGCAAACUACUUCGGCAAGCACGGCUUCUGGUACACCAGUGACAGGGACAGGGACAGGCGCUGCUACCGGCGGCACCACUACAACCUCAGCCUCCAAGGCUGCCACUACGACACUGGUGACUACGACAAGAACUACCAGCCCUACCACUCCUAGUAGUAAGAUCAGUACUAUCAGAAAGCUCGCUAGCACCACCCCCUCCAUCGAUGCCGCUGGUGGGGGCGGAGCAACCCAAACCCUCUACGGACGGUGCGGAGGAACUGGCUGGACAGGAGCAACUGCAUGUGCGUCGCCAGCAGCCUGUUCUUCGUCAAACCCGUGGUUUUCUCAGUGUGUUCCAACUUCUGCUUGA
Penicillium hordei is the source of this 1098-nucleotide messenger RNA. Its product is annotated as putative endo-1,4-beta-glucanase. The transcript is spliced from 4 exons. NCBI's taxonomy places the organism in Eukaryota, Fungi, Ascomycota, Eurotiomycetes, Eurotiales, Aspergillaceae. The record is from RefSeq and is a predicted model, not a curated record. Gene Ontology annotation, biological process: carbohydrate metabolic process. Gene Ontology annotation, molecular function: cellulose binding. Gene Ontology annotation, cellular component: extracellular region. The coding region runs from base 1 to 1098 and encodes 365 amino acids.